Molecule: messenger RNA, 1581 nt
Organism: Marmota monax (woodchuck)
Lineage: Eukaryota; Metazoa; Chordata; Mammalia; Rodentia; Sciuridae
Product: basic proline-rich protein-like
Exons: 1
Coding region: 1-1581 (526 amino acids)
Source: RefSeq, a predicted model, not a curated record
AUGCCCCCCCCCCCCGUUCCCCAACACCCCAUCCAUGCACUGCCGCCCGCUCCUCAACACCCCGUCCACGCCGCCCGCUCCCCGACACCCCGUCCACCCCGACACCCCGUCCACCCGGUCCGCUCCGGCCCCUCCAUGUACCCUCGCCCGGUCCCCGACACCCCGUCCACUCACCGCCGCCCACUCCCCGGGCAUCCACGCACCCGUGCCCACUCCCUCACACCCCAUGUCCACGCAGCCGGCUCCCCGACACCCCGUCGGCUCCCCGGCCCUGCACGCACCUCGCCCGCUCCCAGACACCCUGUCCACUCACCGCCACCCGCUCCCGGACACCUCGAAAGCUCCCCGGCCCUCCACGCACCUGGCCCGUUCCCAAACACUCCGUCCACUCACCGCCACCCGCUCCCGGACACCUCGUCUGCUCCCCGGCCCUCCACGCACCUGGCCCGUUCCCAAACACUCCGUCCACUCACUGCCACCCGCUCCCCGACACCCCGUCUGCUCCCAGCCUUCCACGCACCUGGCCCACUCCCAGACACCCCGUCCACUCACCGCCGCCCGCUCCCCGACACCCCGUCUGCUCCCGGCCCUCCACGCACCUCGCCAAGCUCCCCGACACCCCGUCCACUCACCGCCGCCCGCUCCCCGACACCCCGUCCACUCACCGCCGCCCGCUCCCCGACACGCCGUCCACUCCGCCCGCUCCCCGACACCCCUCCGCUCCCCCGGCCCUCCACGCACCUCGCCCGCUCCCCGACACCCCGUCCACGCCGCCCGCUCCGCCCCGCCCCGCCCCGCCCGCGCCGGGCCGCGCACUACAACUCCCACGAUGCCGCGCCGCCGCCCCCCGGCUUCCGGUGCUGCGCAGUUUCCGGAGCGGAUCGCAACCCGGAGUCCGGAUCCGAUCCUGCUCUGCACAUUCCAAAGGCAGGUAAAGCCCCGGGCCCGGCCCGCCGCCCGCCCCGGCGCGCGCCCCCGGCCCGGCCCGCGCCGCCCGCCCGCCGCCGCCCGGCGCCCGCCCGCCCCGCCGCGCCCGCCCGCCCCGGUCCAGCCGCCAUGCCGACUGUUCUUUGUUACAUUCGCCGGCCGCGGGCGCCGUGGGCGAUCGGAGUCAAAACCCGGCUGGAUUUCCGGAGCCGCUCCGGGAUCGCCCUGCGCGCCCGCCCGCCGCCGCCCGCCGGGUCCCGCCGCCGCGGGCGCUCCGGGCCGUUCGCGCCCGCCGCCCAGUACCGGGCCUGCGCCGCGCCCGCCGCCCGCCGCCCACGGCCCGGCUCGCACCCUCCGCGCCGCCCGCCCGCGCCCACGCACGCGCCCCGCGCCCCCGGCCGCCCGCUCCCGCUGCGGGGCCGGCCCGGCGCCCACCGCCCUCCGCGCCGCCCACCGCUCUCCGCGCCGCCCUGGCGGGCCCGCUGCCCCCGCGCAGCCCAGUGUGGGCGCCAGGCCCCGGCCACGCAAAACGGCCCCCGCCUGCCCAGCGCGGGGUUUCCGCGCCCUCCGCCUCGCGUGGCCUCCCUGACGUCGCUUCCCGCGUCCUUCGGCAGAGCCCGGCAACACGGAGAGGCCCCGGGCCCCAGCCCCUAG